CUGUGCAUAGGGAACUAGUCCCUCCCUUCAACAAUAUCACACCAGUGAACUGGAAAGUCCUGUUUUACUGUAUAGGCCGGGAACACAAAUACUAACACCUUUUUUGUGCAUCUACAUUGGGGUCUGAAUACAUAAAUAGACUGUCAUUAAGUCACCAGGACACAAAAUGAGCAAACCAAUGUCUGCGCAAGGCAUGUCCAAAAUGGAGGAGGCAAAGAAUGUGAAGGAUGAGAAUAAGCUGUACUUGCAUGAGGGGAUCCUCUACUCUACAAUCAUGAGUCCCUCAGAAAAUCUUGAAGGCUUGAAGAAGCUGGAGGGCAGACCCGAUGACAUUUUACUGGUGGCCUACCCAAAAUGUGGGUUCAACUGGAUGGUUGCUGUGCUACGCAAAAUCAUGGCUGCAGCCUCUGGGCAACAAGAAGUGUCUCAAAUACCUCCACUGAUGGAGUUUUUCUCUCCUGACAUGCAGAAGGUGGUGGGGGAAAUGCCCUCUCCGCGGUUACUGGGCACACAUUUGCACCCUGAUAACAUCCCUGGCACUUUUAUUGCAAUCUAGGUCAGGGGGUGCAGCAGAUAUCCAAGUUCUUUGGUUUCCCAUUGACUGAAGAGCAAGUCCAGACAAUUGCAGGGCAGAGCACCUUCAAUGCUAUGAAGGACAGUUCCAAGAACACCCAUGGAAAACAUGGCAAUGUGUUUUUCCGAAAAGGUGAAGUUGGAGAUUGGAAGAACCAUCUAAGUGAAGCCCAAAGUAAACAGAUGGACGAGAAGUUUGAGAAGCACCUGGCUCACACUAAACUGGGGGCUAAGUUAAAAUAUGAUAUUUACUGCAAGUAGGGAGUUGAAAUUUCCAGAUCCAAUGCAGAAUAAGCAUAUUCAGAAGAUUGAAAUAGAAAAAUGUUGCUCAUGUCUACAGUAGGCCUAAACCUUCUGUAAGAAUACUCAAAGAUAAAUUUACAACGCACAGAAACUAGAGAUCAAUGCAACUAGUUGUUUUUCAGUUCAGCAUCUGUUUAGAAUCUGUGUAGGGGUUCCAGUUUGGACUCAUAGUUACAUGUGGCAAGUUCUCAUUGGUCCAAACUAUCUACAUAUUGAAGCCUGAAAAGGGAUACUUUGUAUUCGGCCAAUUUUACUGCAAUGAAUUCUAAUUGAUUAACCACAGGCUAGGUUUUGGUAUAAACAACAUCCUGUCUCUUUGUUCAAUGGAGAAACAACAAGAACAGGGAAGAAUUAACAUCAACCAUCAACUUUCCAGCAUAACAACUAUGAUUUGUUCUUUUUGAAUGAAUAUGUUUUCCCCCCCUGAUUUGUUUUGAGGUCUGUGCUGUCGAAAAAACAUAAACAGAAUAACCAACCAUAUUUUCCAGCAGCAUUUGCAGUGUUUUUCUACUAAUUUUACCUGAAUAUGAAUAGUAAAUUGAUAUGAAUUUCAUAAAAAGUUAGUUAUUUUUGGAAUAAAGCAUAAUGUCAUUUUGUUGGAUGUUACAGAAAGUA
Salvelinus sp. IW2-2015 is the source of this 1491-nucleotide messenger RNA. NCBI's taxonomy places the organism in Eukaryota, Metazoa, Chordata, Actinopteri, Salmoniformes, Salmonidae. The record is from RefSeq and is a predicted model, not a curated record.